GCAGCCUCUCACAUACAGCCUGGCACCCAUGGUUACCUUAACCAUGCUACGAGUGUGGGUUCUGAGCGUGGCUGCAUUACUAAAUGGACUCUCAGCACAAGAAACAGAUUAUGAUUUUCUUCUGGACGCAACUGCAACAGAGAUGAUAACACCAACAACAGUGUCUAUUCUGCCGACAACAGGAAUCAUCGCCGAUAGCUAUGAGAGUCUUUACGGAAUCAACGUGAAUCACAACAUGCAGGUGUGCAGCACAUGGGGAAACUUCCACUUCAGCACAUUUGAUGGACAGUUCUUCCAGCUGCCCUAUACCUGCAACUACAUACUGACCACCCUGUGUGACAGCACCAAGACUGACUUUAACAUCCAAAUGAGGAGGCAGUAUAUCAACAAUCUCCCCACCAUCCGCUCCUUCACCAUAAAGAUAGACGGGGUUGUAGUCAAGCUUCUUGAUGGCCACAUUACAAUGAAUGACAAGGCAGUGACCAUCCCAAGUUAUCAGUAUGGAGUUCGGAUUGAAAAAACAACAAGUUACAUUAAGAUCAGCUCCAGUAAACUGGAAGUUGAAAUCCUUUGGGAUCAGCACAACUUUCUCUCGGUUGAGAUCCCAACAAAGUACAGGAAUCAGACCUGUGGACUGUGUGGGGACUUCAAUGGAGUUAAGGACAAUGAGUUCAUUGAAAACGGUGCGCAACUAACAGAAGAAGAAUAUGGGCAUAAAUGGAAGAUGGAUGCACCCGCAGAGACAUGUGAGGAGAUUGAGCUCCACACCAAGAAAUGCCAGUCUCAGAACUAUUUAUGUGAACAGCUGCUUUCUGAUCCAGCCUUCAGUAACUGCCACAGACUGCUGUCCAUUGAGGCAUUUGUGGAAGCCUGUGUUAGAGAUGUGUGUCAGUGUAACAGCAGCCAGGCUUUGUGUCUGUGUGACACAAUAUCUGAGUUCUCACGCCAGUGUGCGCAUGCUGGGGGCAAGCCGCAGAACUGGAGGACCAACUAUUUGUGUGGUAAAGAGUGUCCUUUUAACCUGGAGCACAAGGAAUGUGGGAGUCCAUGUAAAGACACCUGUUCUAACCAAGAGGGAAGCCUAGUCUGCAAUGAACACUGUAGCGAUGGCUGCUUCUGCCCAGCAGGAACUGUGUUUAAUGACAUUGAGGAAAAUGGCUGCAUCCCAGUUAAUAAGUGUCCCUGCAUCCACAAUGGACGGAUUUAUCAGCCUGGAGAGUCAUACAACAGAACCUGUCAAAAAUGUGUGUGUUCUGAAGGCCGGUGGAGUUGUGUGAACCUGGACUGUCCUGGCACUUGCUCUAUACAAGGAGGGUCUCAUAUCACCACAUAUGACGGCAAAGCUUACAACUUCCAUGGAAACUGCUACUACGUUCUUUCCAAGGACAGCAUAAACGAUGUGACAGUAUUGGGGCACCUGGUGCAGUGUGGGCAGACAGAAGCCGAAACAUGUCUGACUGAUGUGAAGUUCAUUAUUUCAGAAACUUCUGUUACUUUCUCAUCCAGUGGCUCUGUACUUGUGAAUGAGAUUACAACCAAGCUUCCCAUUUUAAAUGAUCAAGUCACAGUCUUUAAGCCCUCUACAUUCUACAUCAUCGCUCGCAGUCCAGGCCUUCUACUGGUGAUCCAAAUGGUUCCAGUCAUGCAAGUGUACAUAAUGGCCAGCUCUAAAAAGAAAGGAACAUUGAGUGGUCUUUGUGGGAACUUCAAUGAUGUCCAGGCAGAUGACUUCAAAACAAAAUUAGGACUAACGGAGGGCACAGGUGCAACGUUUGCCAACACAUGGAAGGCUAUGUCCAACUGUCCUGACAUUAGUAUCAGUCAAGAAAACCCCUGUAGUAUGAGUGUGGAAAAAGAGAAAUAUGCCAGGGAAUGGUGUAACAUGCUUACAGACCCAAAGGGAGUCUUUUCACCCUGUCAUGCUGAAGUCAACCCAAAGGACUACAAAGAUAGGUGUAUUUAUGAUACAUGCAACUGUGCCAAAAGUGAGGAGUGCAUGUGUGCAGCUGUGUCCUCCUACGUAUAUGCGUGUGCUGCCAAACGUGUUCAGCUCCAUGGCUGGAGAAACGCCACCUGUGGUAGGUUCUCCACAGAUUGUCCAGGCAAUAUGGAGUACCACUACAGCCUGAGCGGUUGUGGGACCACCUGCCGCUCCCUUAGUGGACAUGACCACACCUGUCAGGUGAUUCACACACCUGUGGACGGCUGUGGCUGUGCCAAGGGCACCUAUCUCAGUGACAAGGGCGAGUGUGUGCCUGCCUCCAGCUGCCCCUGUUACUACAACAAUCAGGUUGUGGCCCCCUCUCAGGUCAUCAGCAAGGACGGAACUACAUGCACAUGCACUCUUGGCAAGCUACACUGCAUCGGGCAGCAGCAAGUUCCAACCUGCGAAGCUCCUAUGUACUUCUUCAACUGCUCGAAUGCUGGACCUGAAGCCAGAGGGACAGAAUGCCAGAAAAGCUGCCAGACGCUGGACUCUGACCAGUGUGUGAGCACAGAGUGUAUGUCAGGUUGUGUGUGUCCAAGUGGUCUACUGGCUGAUGGACAAGGAGGGUGUGUAAAAGAAAAUAACUGUCCAUGUGUUCACAACGGAGUCUUCUACCAGCCUGGACAAACUGUUAAAGAAGACUGCAACACAUGCACUUGUAGGAAUGGAACAUGGAGCUGCACGCAUGAGGACUGUCCUGGCACUUGUACCAUCUAUGGUGAUGGCCACUACAUAACCUUUGAUGGAAGAAGAUACUCUUUUAGUGGAGACUGUGAAUAUACUCUGGUCCAGGAUUACUGCAGUAACACCCUCAAUGGUUCAUUCCGUGUCAUCACAGAAAAUAUCCCCUGUGGCACAACUGGGACCACCUGCUCCAAAUCUAUUAAAAUCUUCCUAGGGAACAAAGAGUUGCUGCUGUCAGAAGAGAAUAUUAAAGUUCUUAUUUAUGAUAAUAGCACAGAGAUUCCAUACAAAUCUUACACUGUGGGGAUUUACCUUGUAAUUGAGGCCAGUCAUGGUCUGGUUCUGUUCUGGGACAAGAAGACAAGCCUGAUGAUCAAACUCGAGCCCUGGUUUAAGGGCACAGUAUGCGGCCUGUGUGGUAACUAUGAUGGAAACGGUAAAAAUGACUUUGUGACUCGUGGUGGGGAAGAAGUGGUAGAACCGCUUGAACUUGGAAACAGCUGGAGAGUUUCUCCUACAUGCCCCAAAGCCAGUAGUGUCAGCAGCCCCUGCGAUAUGAGACCACACCGCCAGACCUGGGCCGUGAAGCACUGCAGCAUUAUCAAGAGUGAUGUCUUCAGUGCCUGUCACUCCCUAGUGGAUCCAGCUCAAUAUUAUGAUAUAUGUGUGCAAGACACGUGUGCAUGUGACAGCGGUGGAGACUGUGAGUGUUUCUGCACUGCUGUAGCAGCGUAUGCUGCAGCAUGCAAUAAGAAAGGAGCCUGCAUAUCUUGGAGGACUCCAACCAUCUGCCCUUUGUUUUGUGACUACUAUAACUCAGAUGAUGACUGUGAAUGGCACUAUAAACCCUGUGGGCAGUGUGUGAAAACCUGCAAUAAUCUUCCAGGAGACUGUUUUACUCAAACUCUAGUAGAAGGAUGCUUUCCCAAGUGCCCCUCAGAACGACCAUACCUGGAAGAGGAAAAAAUGAAGUGUGUUUCGAAACCCCAAUGUGGUUGUUAUAUGAAUGGUCAGCGCUACAAAAUUGGAGAAGAAAUCCCUACAAAAGAAAUCUGCAAAAAAUGCACCUGCUCCUUACAGGGUCCUUCAUGUUACAGUGAAACAGGAAAAGUACUAUACAACACAACAGAUGGGGAUGGAACAUGUAUCUUUGCUGAAUGUGGUCUUAAUGGAACAAUUAUCAGGAAGAUGUUUACAUGCAUAGGCACUCCUUCAGUUUCAACCACAAUUUUUACUUUCUCAACACCUGCAGACACAUCAACUACAACAGAAACUAUUCCAACAACAACAGCAGAAAGUCUUUCAACACCUACAACAACAGAAACAACCACUACAUUCACCCCCGCAACCACAUCUCCUACAACACCACCGAUCGAUUGCUUGUGCAAGUGGUCUGAGUGGUUUGACAGCAACUAUCCUAAUUUUACACCAACUGGAGAUGGAGGAGAAAUUGAAUCUAUAGAUGCCCUGUGGAAUGCAGGCAAUAUAACCUGUUGGAAACCAGAGGACAUUGAAUGCAGGGCGGUGUAUUUUAAGGAUGUACCUUUGUCUCAGUUGCCUCAAAACGUAACAUGUAAUCCUACUGUUGGUCUAAUUUGUAAUAACAAGGACCAGAUAGACUCAGAACAAUGUUAUAAUUUUGAAAUAAGGGUUAAAUGCUGUAAUGGAGCAUGCCAUAGUUCAUCUACAAUAUCAGCAACACCAAGUUCAACAACAUUAACCUCCUCUUCAACACCUUUUACAACAAAUGUGUCAACUACAACAGAAGCUACUUCAACAACAACAAUGAAAGUUCCUUCAACACCCCUAACAAGAGAAACACCCAUUACAAUAAUACCUUCAACUACACCAAUUCCAGCAAGCACAUCAACUACAACAGAAACUAUUCCAACAACAACAAUGAAAGUUCCUUCAACACCCCUAACAAGAGAAACCACUACAUUAACCUCCUCUUCAACACCUUCUAUAACAGGCACAUCAACUAUAACAGAAACUACUCCAGCAACGACAGUGGAAAUUCCUUCAACAAUAACACCCACAACAUUAACUCAUUCAACCACAUCUGUUACAGAAAGCAAAUCAACUACAAGAGAAACCAUGCCAACAACAACAGCAGUAAGUUCUUCAAUGAAGAAAACAACAGAAACAACCACUGCAGUAACCACCUCUACUAAACCAAGCACAUCAACUUCAACAGAAGGAACAAUUUCUAUUAGGACAAAGCCUCUAGUGAUCACAACGCUUUUUACAGCACCUAAUGUAGUCAACACGACUACAACAAAAACUACUCCAGCAACGACAGUGGAAAUUCCUUCAACAACAACAGAGGCGACCACUACAUUAACUCCAUCUACAACACCUGUUACAGUAAGCACAUCAACUACAACAGAAACUAUUCCAACAACAACAAUGAAAGUUCCUUCAACACCCCUAACAAGAGAAACCACUACAUUAACCUCCUCUUCAACACAUUCUAUAACAGGCACAUCAACUAUAACAGAAACUACUCCAGCAACAACAGUGGAAAUUCCUUCAACAACAACAGAGGCAACCACUGUAUUACCCCCUUCUACAACACUUAUUAUAGUAGGCACAUCAACUACAGCAGAAACUACUCCAGCAACAACGGUGGAAAUUCCUUCAACAACAGAGGCGACCACUACAUUAACCCCAUCUACAACACCUGCUACAGUAAGCACAUCAACUACAACAGAAACUAUUCCAACAACAACAGAGGAAUCUACUACAUUAACCCCCUCUACAACAACUGCUACAGUAAGCACAUCAACUACAACAGAAACUAUUCCAACAACAACAGCAGAAAGUCUUUCAACAUCUACAACAACAGAAACAACCACUACAUUCACCCCCGCAACCACAUCUCCUACAACACCACCGAUCGAUUGCUUGUGCAAGUGGUCUGAGUGGUUUGACAGCAACUAUCCUAAUUUUACACCAACUGGAGAUGGAGGAGAAAUUGAAUCUAUAGAUGCCCUGUGGAAUGCAGGCAAUAUAACCUGUUGGAAACCAGAGGACAUUGAAUGCAGGGCGGUGUAUUUUAAGGAUGUACCUUUGUCUCAGUUGCCUCAAAACGUAACAUGUAAUCCUACUGUUGGUCUAAUUUGUAAUAACAAGGACCAGAUAGACUCAGAACAAUGUUAUAAUUUUGAAAUAAGGGUUAAAUGCUGUAAUGGAGCAUGCCAUAGUUCAUCUACAAUAUCAGCAACACCAAGUUCAACAACAUUAACCUCCUCUUCAACACCUUUUACAACAAAUGUGUCAACUACAACAGAAGCUACUUCAACAACAACAAUGAAAGUUCCUUCAACACCCCUAACAAGAGAAACACCCAUUACAAUAAUACCUUCAACUACACCAAUUCCAGCAAGCACAUCAACUACAACAGAAACUACUCCAACAACAACAAUGAAAGUUCCUUCAACACCCCUAACAAGAGAAACCACAACAUUAACCUCCUCUUCAACACCUUCUAUAACAGGCACAUCAACUAUAACAGAAACUACUCUAGCAACGACAGUGAAAAUUCCUUCAACAACAACAGAGGCGACCACUGUAUUACCCCCUUCUACAACACUUAUUAUAGUAGGCACAUCAACUACAGCAGAAACUACUCCAGCAACAACGGUGGAAAUUCCUUCAACAACAGAGGCGACCACUACAUUAACCCCAUCUACAACAACUGCUACAGUAAGCACAUCAACUACAACAAAAACAAUUCCAACAACAACAGUGGAAAUUGUUUCAACAACAGAGGAAACUACUACAUUCACCCCCUCUACAACAACUGCUACAGUAAGCACAUCAACUACAACAGAAGCUACUUCAACAACAACAAUGAACGUUCCUUCAACACCCCUAACAAAAGAAACAACCAUUACAAUAAUACCUUCAACUACACCAAUUCCAGCAAGCACAUCAACUACAACAGAAACUAUUCCAACAACAACAAUGAAAGUUCCUUCAACACCCCUAACAAGAGAAACAACCAUUACAAUAAUACCUUCAACUACACCAAUUCCAGCAAGCACAUCAACUACAACAGAAACUAUUCCAACAACAACAAUGGAAGUUCCUUCAACACCCCUAACAAGAGAAACACCCAUUACAAUAAUACCUUCAACUACACCAAUUCCAGCAAGCACAUCAACUACAACAGAAACUAUUCCAACAACAACAAUGCAAGUUCCUUCAACACCCCUAACAAGAGAAACAACCAUUACAAUAAUACCUUCAACUACACCAAUUCCAGCAAGCACAUCAACUACAACAGAAACUAUUCCAACAACAACAAUGAAAGUUCCUUCAACACCCCUAACAAGAGAAACCACUACAUUAACCUCCUCUUCAACACCUUCUAUAACAGGCACAUCAACUAUUACAGAAACUACUCCAGCAACAACAGUGGAAAUUCCUUCAACAACAACAGAGGCAACCACGGUAUUACCCCCUUCUACAACACUUAUUAUAGUAGGCACAUCAACUACAGCAGAAACUACUCCAGCAACAACAGUGGAAAUUCCUUCAACAACAGAGGCGACCACUACAUCAACCCCAUCUACACCUAUCGAUUGCUUGUGCAAGUGGUCUGAGUGGUUUGACAGCAACUAUCCUAAUUUUACACCAACUGGAGAUGGAGGAGAAAUUGAAUCUAUAGAUGCCCUGUGGAAUGCAGGCAAUAUAACCUGUUGGAAACCAGAGGACAUUGAAUGCAGGGCGGUGUAUUUUAAGGAUGUACCUUUGUCUCAGUUGCCUCAAAACGUAACAUGUAAUCCUACUGUCGGUCUAAUUUGUAAUAACAAGGACCAGAUAGACUCAGAACAAUGUUAUAAUUUUGAAAUAAGGGUCAAAUGCUGUAAUGGAGCAUGCCAUAGUUUAUCUACAACAUCAGCAACACCAAGUUCAACAACUGCAACUAUUACAUUAAUCUCCUCUUCAACACCUUCUACAACAGGCACAUCAUCUAUAACAGAAACUACUCCAGCAACGACAGUGGAAAUUCCUUCAACAAUAACAACCACAACAUUAACUCAUUCAACCACAUCUGUUACAGAAAGCAAAUCAACUACAAGAGAAACCAUGCCAACAACAACAGCAGUAAGUUCUUCAAUGAAGAAAACAACAGAAACAACCACUGCAGUAACCACCUCUACUAAACCAAGCACAUCAACUUCAACAGAAGGAACAAUUUCUAUUAGGACAAAGCCUCUAGUGAUCACAACGCUUUUUACAGCACCUAAUGUAGUCAACACGACUACAACAAAAACUACUCCAGCAACGACAGUGGAAAUUCCUUCAACAACAACAGAGGCGACCACUACAUUAACCCCAUCUACAACACCUGUUACAGUAAGCACAUCAACUACAACAGAAACUAUUCCAACAACAACAAUGAAAGUUCCUUCAACACCCCUAACUAGAGAAACCACUACAUUAACCUCCUCUUCAACAACUUCUAUAACAGGCACAUCUACUAUAACAGAAACUACUCCAGCAACAACAGUGGAAAUUCCUUCAACAACAACAGAGGCGACCACUGUAUUACCCCCUUCUACAACACUUAUUAUAGUAGGCACAUCAACUACAGCAGAAACUACUCCAGCAACAACGGUGGAAAUUCCUUCAACAACAACAGAGGCGACCACUACAUUAACCCCAUCUACAACACCUGUUACAGUAAGCACAUCAACUACAACAGAAACUAUUCCAACAACAACAGAGGAAUCUACUACAUUAACCCCCUCUACAACAACUGCUACAGUAAGCACAUCAAUGACAACAGAAACUACAACAACGAUAGUGGAAAUUCCUUCAACAACAACAGAGGCGACCACUGUAUUACCCCCUUCUACAACACUUAUUAUAGUAGGCACAUCAACUACAGCAGAAACUACUCCAGCAACAACGGUGGAAAUUCCUUCAACAACAACAGAGGCAACCACUACAUUAACCCCAUCUACAACACCUGUUACAGUAAGCACAUCAACUACAACAGAAACUAUUCCAACAACAACAGAGGAAUCUACUACAUUAACCCCCUCUACAACAACUGCUACAGUAAGCACAUCAAUGACAACAGAAACUACAACAACGAUAGUGGAAAUUCCUUCAACAACAACAGAAACAACCACCACAUUAACCUCCUCUGCAACACCUUUUACAACAAAUGUGUCAUCUACAACAGAAGCUACUUCAACAACAACAAUGAAAGUUCUUUCAACACCCCUAACAAGAGAAACAACCUUUACAAUAAUACCUUCAACUACACCAAUUCCAGCAAGCACAUCAACUACAACAGAAACUAUUCCAACAACAACAAUGAAAGUUCCUUCAACACCCCUAACAAGAGAAACAACCAUUACAAUAAUACCUUCAACUACACCACUUCCAGCAAGCACAUCAACUACAACAGAAACUAUUCCAACAACAACAAUGAAAGUUCCUUCAACACCCCUAACAAGAGAAACAACCAUUACAAUAAUACCUUCAACUACACCAAUUCCAGCAAGCACAUCAACUACAACAGAAACUAUUCCAACAACAACAAUGAAAGUUCUUUCAACACCCAUAACAAGAGAAACCACUACAUUAACCUCCUCUUCAACACCUUCUAUAACAGACACAUCAACUACAACAGAAACUACUCCAACAACAACAAUGGAAGUUCUUUCAACACCCAUAACAAGAGAAACCACUACAUUAACCUACUCUUCAACACCUUCUAUAACAGACACAUCAACUACAGCAGAAACUACUCCAACAACAACAAUGAAAGUUCCUUCAACACCCCUAACAAGAGAAACAACCACUACAAUAAUACCUUCAACUACACUAAUUCUUGAAAGCACAUCAACUACAACAGAAACUAUUCCAACAACAACAAUGAAAGUUCUUUCAACACCCCUAACAAGAGAAACAACCACUUCAAUAAUACCUUCAACUACACUAAUUCUGGAAAGCACAUCAACUACAACAGAAACUAUUCCAACAACAACAAUGAAAGUUCCUUCAACACCCCUAACAAGAGAAACAACCACUACAUUAACCUCCUCUUCAACACCUGUUACACCAAGCACAUCAACUACACAAUGUGUCUGCACACACAGAAACAUGAAUUUCCUUCCAGGGUCUUUCAUCUAUAAUGUAACGGAUGGAACAGGGUGGUGUAUCACUGCUUAUUGUGAUGCAGUGUGCAAUAUUCACAAGGAUACACGACCUUGCCCUUCUACUGCUCAUACUUCUACAACACAACCUACUACAACUACUACUACUCCUACUUCUACUACAAGUACUCCCACUAGUACAACUGCCACUACAACAACUACCAUUAAAAAUACUACUACGACUCCAACUGACUGCACAUACCUCAAUCCACCGAGAAAGAAUGGAGAAACCUGGACUGAGAACUGUGUGAUUGUUAAGUGCCUAAAUGGUUUAACCACCAUGGAACCUCUCAAGAUUCCACCUCUUCCAGUGUGCGCAAAUAAAAUGCCUCCUGUGAAACUUGAGAAUGACUGUUACCAUUAUGAAUGCCCAUGUAGAUGCAUGGGUUGGGGAGAUCCACAUUACGUGACUUUUGAUGGACAGUAUUAUGCUUUCCAAGGAAACUGCACAUAUGUGUUGGUCCAGGAAAUCAUCAAGAAGUACAACUUCAGUGUCCACAUCAAGAACUAUUUCUGUGAUCCUGUCAAUAACUUGGCUUGUCCCGAGAGUUUGACCAUAUAUUACAAAUCAUAUAAAAUCGACUUGACACAGACAAGAAACCCAACUGUGAACAAAGUAUUUGUCAAUGGUGUACAGACAAUCCCAGCUUACUCUAAUUCAGACUUUCGAAUAACCACUACUGGGAUCCAGAUGACUGUGAACAUCCCUGCGAUAAAAGCUCAGAUUAACUUUGCAGGGCUGAAUUUUGUAAUCAACUUGCCAUCAUCUUUAUUCUACAACAACACUGAGGGACAGUGUGGUGUUUGUGACAACAUCACGGAAAAUGACUGCAGACUACGUAGUGGUGAAAUUCAGACAUGUGAAACGACAGCACAGAAUUGGACUGUGACCAACAACUACACGCAACACUGUCUUCCACCCACAACCACAACCAAAACUCCAACCUCAGCCACAACCAAAACCCCAACCUCAACUUCAACAGAAAACACAUACACAAACAAAACCAUAUCCAAAUCCUCAACCCCAUCAGCAACUGGAAUAUGUGACCAUGAUAUCUGCGAAAUCAUCCUCAGCAAUGUGUUUGAUCAAUGCCACCCAUUCUAUCCUCCUGAUGACUUCUAUAAAGCAUGUAAAUAUGACGUGUGCAACAUGCACAAUGCCACUGGCUGCUACAGCCUGGAGAGCUAUGCUACCUUGUGCGCUAAGAUGUCUGUAUGUGUGGACUGGAGGAAUUUCACUAAUGGACUUUGUGAAUACAAGUGUUCCAGUCCUAAAGUCUACCAGGCAUGUGGGCCCGUUGUGGAAGAAACCUGCAAUUCAAAGUACAAUGACAAGUUUGUAGAUUGUAAUUCUGCGAUGUGUCAAGGAUUCAAGGAAGGAUGCUUCUGUCCUAACGGCACCACUCUGUUUAACACUGUUACAGGCAUUUGUACACCCACCUGUGGUUGUGUAGGUCCUGAUGGACUGCCUAGGAAGCCGGGAGACAAAUGGAGCAUGAACUGUAAAGAUUGUGAAUGCAGGGCAGAGACCAUGGGUCCAGUGUGUAAACCUGUCCAGUGUCCAGCCGUAGAACCAUGUAACAAAACUGGCUUUGUGAUCAAGGCAGCAACCAGCGAACAUUGUUGUCCAGUGUGUGAGUGUGAUCCUACUCUCUGCCCCAGUGCCCCAGUAAAAUGUGAAACUGGAUUGGAGUUGGUACAGAACAAGACUGUGGGUGACUGCUGCUCUACUUUCUCUUGCAGACCCAAGCCUGUCUGUGUAUUCAAUGGCACAGAAUAUUGGCCUGGAGUUAAAAUCCCAGUAGACAUCUGUGAGGACUGCAGCUGUGGUUCCACCGUGGACCCCAAGACUGGAUUACUAACUCCAGACUGCUCUCCUGUGUUCUGCAAUACGACCUGCUCUCAGGGCUUUAUCUAUGAACAUGACCCAGAGAAAUGCUGUGGACAAUGUAAACAGCAACGCUGUGUUUAUACAGAUCCAAACAGCACAGUAUACACGAUUGAGGUUGGAAAGACCUUUAGCCCUCCAAAUGAAAAGUGUGUGAAUUAUAAUUGCACUAAAGUCAGUAACGCAUUUGAGUUGUUGGUGAUAAUCUCUUCAUGUCCAGCAUUUAACCCAGAAAACUGCAUACCUGGUACCGUGACAACCACACCAGACGGAUGUUGCGAAACUUGUGAGACUCAAAACUGCCGUGUUCAGAAGAACAACACCUACCUAGUGACCAGUAACUGUACAUCUGUGCAUCCUGUGGAGAUAACCUCCUGCUCUGGCUCCUGUGACACUAGCUCAAUAUACUCGAUGGCAGCUAACAGCAUGAUGCACCGGUGCUCCUGCUGUCAGGAGCUGCGUACCAGGAAGAAGCAGGUGGAGAUGAACUGUGCUGACCAGCGCCAGAUCACUUACACAUACACUUAUGUUGAAGAGUGUGGAUGCCAUGUGACAGAGUGCAAAAACAAAGAAAACAGUGGUUAGAUUAGAUUCAGCUCUCUGGUUUCUCACCAACUCAUUUCUAUAAACCUCCCACCAACUGUGAUUACAUCUGUUAAUGAAGCUUUGUUAAACUGAAUCCAAAUAACGCAUCGAAUAAUGUGAUGAAUUCAUUUUUUUCAUUCUUAGGGAACAGGGUCUUUUUGCUUACUCUACUAAUCAUGAUAGUCAUAUAUUCCAUUGCUUUAAGUUUUGUUUUCUUAUAAAAUUUGUAAUUUUUUUAUGAUCAACAAGCAAAAUAAAAUCAAACAGCAUCA
Molecule: messenger RNA, 12597 nt
Organism: Pygocentrus nattereri (red-bellied piranha)
Lineage: Eukaryota; Metazoa; Chordata; Actinopteri; Characiformes; Serrasalmidae
Product: mucin-2-like
Exons: 49
Coding region: 29-12325 (4098 amino acids)
Cellular component (GO): extracellular matrix
Molecular function (GO): protein binding
Source: RefSeq, a predicted model, not a curated record